Molecule: messenger RNA, 723 nt
Organism: Diplodia corticola
Lineage: Eukaryota; Fungi; Ascomycota; Dothideomycetes; Botryosphaeriales; Botryosphaeriaceae
Exons: 1
Coding region: 1-723 (240 amino acids)
Source: RefSeq, a predicted model, not a curated record
AUGUCACAACACAACCUCUUCUCCUGCGCCGGCGCCGGCGCCCUCCUCCUCUCCCUCUCCCCCCGCCGCGCGCGCGCCCGCCGCCGCGCCCAGGCCGAGCGCGACCGCGACUACGCCGCCAACUUCGCCGCCCUGCAGGCCGAAAACGAGAAGCGCGUCGACCGCCUGACGAGCCUCGUUUCCUCGUCGUCGUCGGCCACGGCCACGCCCACGACGUGGGAACAGUGGCGGCGGCGGCAAGAGGAGGAACAGGAACAGCGGCAGGAGGCUGGCGCUCACCCGCGGUUGCCUGGGUAUGAGGAGCUGGAGGUGGAGGUAGAGGUGAUGCAGGGGAGGAGGAGGAGCUGGCGGAAGGAUGGAGCGGGCGCGGACGCGGGUGCGGGCGCAGGCGUAGGCGCGGGGGAUGAGGCUGAGGCGCUGCGGCGGCGGCCGUCGUAUGUGGCAGGUGAGGAGCGAGUCACGGGGGGUGAGAUGGGGGCGGGUGGUGGUGGUGGUGGUGGUGAUGAUGAUGAUGAUGGGGAGGGGGACGGGGAGGAGCGGGCGCGGAGCCUGAGGGCUAGGAGGAGCAUGGUGGAUAGGAGGGAUUGGGGUGCUGUUGCUGCUGUGGCGGUGUCGACGCCACCAUUGGGCUCGGUAACGACGACGACGACGACGACGACGACGACGACGGCGGCGGCGGCGACGGCUACGGCUACGGCUACGGGUGCGGCCGUGGUCGCAUGA